This is a messenger RNA of Cucumis melo (muskmelon), 3605 nucleotides long. Its product is annotated as external alternative NAD(P)H-ubiquinone oxidoreductase B2, mitochondrial. Gene Ontology annotation, molecular function: calcium ion binding; NADH dehydrogenase activity. The transcript has 9 exons. Lineage: Eukaryota; Viridiplantae; Streptophyta; Magnoliopsida; Cucurbitales; Cucurbitaceae. The coding region runs from base 67 to 1824 and encodes 585 amino acids. The record is from RefSeq and is a predicted model, not a curated record.
UCUCCUUCUCUCUCUCUCUUUCUUUUUUUUGUUUCUGGGAAAAGAGUGACAUUCAGGGCUUUCACUAUGAGGUGGAAUUCAUUCUACACCAAAGCUUCUAAUGCUUUUCGUGAUCAUCCUUCCAUAUCUAAGCUUCUCAUUGUUUUCACUGUCAGUGGUGGUGGACUGGUAGCAGCUACUAAUGGCAGAUCUCUGUAUCAUUCUGUGUACGCCGAUGCAUUCCAACAAGAUGGUUACUGCAAGAAAAAGAAAGUAGUGGUGCUUGGAACAGGAUGGGCUGGCACAAGUUUUUUGAAGAAUCUCAAGAGUUCAUCUUAUGAUGUUCAUGUUAUUUCUCCUCAUAAUUACUUUGCUUUCACCCCUUUGCUUCCUAGUGUCACGUGUGGCACGGUUGAAGCUCGCAGCAUUGUUGAACCGAUUCGUACUAUUACAAAGAAGAAAGGUCUGGAUAUUGAAUUUAGGGAAGCUGAGUGCUAUAAGAUAGAUGCAGAGAAAAAGGUGGUAUUCUGUAGAUCAAUUCAAGACACAAAUUUGGGUGGCAGAGAAGAAUUUUCUGUUGAUUAUGACUAUCUGAUUAUAGCCAUGGGAGCUAAAUCCAACACUUUCAACAUACCCGGAGUUGAGGAAAAUGCUCACUUCUUGAAGGGAGUGGAAGAUGCUCAGAGGAUUCGUCAGACUGUAAUUGAUUGUUUCGAGCGAGCCAGCCUUCCAAAUCUAAGUGAAGAAGAGAAGAAGAGAACUCUUCACUUUGUAAUAGUUGGAGGUGGUCCAACUGGAGUGGAAUUUGCAGCAGAGCUUCAUGACUUCGCAGUUGAGGAUUUAGCAGCAUUGUAUCCUUCAUUGAAAGACUACGUGAAAAUAACCCUCUUGGAGGCAGGAGAUCAUAUUUUGAACAUGUUUGACAAGAGAAUUACUGCUUUUGCUGAAGAAAAAUUUCAAAGAGAUGGGAUUGAACUAAAAACUGGUUCCAUGGUCGUAAAAGUAACUGAUAAGGAAAUCUCCACAAAAGAAAGAGCAACCGGUGAAUUUGUAUCCAUUCCUUUUGGAAUGGUUGUCUGGUCUACCGGCAUAGGCCCUCGUCCUCAAGUCAUUGAUUUCAUGAAGCAGAUUGGUCAGACUAACAGAAGAGCUUUGGCAACUGAUGAGUGGCUAAGGGUUGAAGGAUGUGAUGGCGUCUACGCUCUUGGUGAUUGUGCCACUGUAAAUCAAAGAAGAGUCAUGGAAGAUAUUGCAGUAAUAUUCAGUAAGGCAGACAAGGAUAAGUCGGGAGCUUUAGCCCUGCAAGAAUUUCAAGAAGUCGUAGAUGACAUUUGUGAGAGGUACCCUCAAGUUGAGAUCUAUCUGAAGAAGAAGCAGAUGAAGAACUUUGCAGCUUUGUUGAAAAAGACACAAUCCGACACACAGAAACAGUCGACCGAACUGGAUAUUGAGAGCUUUAAGUCCUUACUUUCUGAAGUCGAUUCUCAGAUGAAAAAUCUCCCUGCUACUGCUCAAGUUGCUGCUCAACAAGGUGAAUAUCUUGCAAGCUGCUUCAACCGGAUGGAUCAAUGUGAAAAGUACCCUGAAGGCCCUCUCCGAUUUCGAGGGACAGGACGCCACAGAUUUCAUCCCUUCAGGUACAAGCAUUUUGGGCAGUUUGCUCCUCUUGGGGGAGAACAAACUGCAGCUCAACUACCUGGGGAUUGGAUCUCAAUUGGUCAUAGCACCCAGUGGCUUUGGUACUCUGUCUAUGCCAGCAAGCUAGUAAGUUGGCGCACAAGGAUUCUGGUCAUGUCAGAUUGGGGCAGAAGAUUUGUAUUUGGCAGGGAUUCAAGCAGAAUCUGAUAUCUCCUACUUCAAAACACCCAAACUCUUCAAAUUGAACAACAUUUGAUCUCAUCAGAUCCCAUUUUUGUCAUUACUUUUAAAAUUGCAUUUGAAUUCAAAUUUAAAUUUUACGACUCAUGUAGCCCCAUUUAUAUUAGAAAAAGUUGCUAAAAAAUGAAAGUUUGAUCCUUUAUUUUUUACACAAACACAAGUCUACAAACAAGAAGCUUUGCCUGUUUCCAUAACAGGAGUUAUGGUUCACAAAAUACUGACUUAAAAGAUAUAAAAAAAAACGUCAUUGUUUCAUUUCAUUCUUCCUCAUCCUCUGCAAAAUUCAACUUCUGACAGAUUAAUGCUUCCAUCUCUUCAUCAGCAAAAAAACUUGUCUUACUCCCAAUCAAUUCAGACACCCUCUUGGCCGGUCCCGAGUCCCUUGGGCUCAUAUUCGCACAGCGAGUCGUUCUGAUCCUCGGAAGCUUAUCGCCCACCUUCGAAACUGACUCCAAACAUGUUUCUUCCAUUUCUUGUUGAAGAAUCAUUAUUUCAUUUGGUAUGUCCCAUCGCUUCUUCACUCUGCUUUGCGGUGCCUUGCUUUGGCUAAGAUCCGACGAAGAUCGCCGCUUGUCAUACCUACUGCUUCCAUCGUCUUUGCAAUUUCCUGGCAGAGAUCUCUUACGAUUCUCUGUGGGUACUUGGCUGCUUUCGUUUGUCUGAUUGUAACGGCUCGCUAUAAUCCUACCAGUUCUCAAUGGCUUUUUGACACUAGUGGGUGGUACUGAUUUUUCAACGUCUUUAAAGAGCUUCUUUGGUUGAAUUGAUUCAAAAACCCCAUCUUUUUUUACCGGCCGUUUUGAUACGAUAGUGGUGGCUGGUUUCCGUACAGUUUGAGCCUUGAUCAAAGUCCUCCUCGAUUUGGGGCUAAGGCUGAAGCUGUUUCCUCUUCUGUUCUUCGCCUUCACUUCGUCAAUAUCUAGUAAUUUUGGAAGGCAUGAUUGGCGACGGUUUUGAAUUCGCUGAGCUGGCGUGAUUUCUGUCUUCCCUUGCCGUCGUGCUUCGAUGCCACCGUGGAUUUCCGACGGCCCCAAACUUAAGCCUCUGUUUUUACAAAUUUUCGGUUCAACUAAAGAGUCUUCAAACAUUUUACCAACCCCAUCUGAAUUCUUGCUACUUGCUUUCGAAUCAACCGAUCUGAUGGGCACGAAUCUUGCACCCCUCUGAACUGCUGUUCUCACGGCUUUUUGCUCGGCCUUUUCAAUUUGAAGAGCUUUUAGCCUUGUCGCUAAUCGAUUGAUUUCCCUCUCUGUUUCUUCGAUUUCUUCAUCAACAUUUCUUUUCUUACUAAUUACCUCCUCCUCUUCUUUCCCCUUGUCACCAUACAUUUUGGCUGAGACCAUACGAGGCGUUUUGAAUGGCUUCCGUUGUGAAUUUUCAACGACGCCAUUACGAUUGAGCGGCUUCACAGAAACAGGGUACUUGCCGGAAGCAGGGGUCUUCAAAUUCAAAGGGCACAAAUUUUCUUUGCUGCAAUCACUCUGCAAUGGUUGGGAAGAUUGAUUCUUGUAGGAAUCUUGCAUAUUUGACCAAGAAACGGUUCUAACAUCGGAUUCUCCAUUGUCAAAUGCAGCAUUGUUCCAGACCUGAAUGUUUGGGGCUUCAAUGUCAUCAGGGCGAUCAAGAAGAGUCAUUUCUAAAUUCUGGAUAUGUGAAAUUUUAUGGAAAAAAAAUAUAAAGGGGUUUUGCAGGAAGAAGAAGAUGACGAAGGGCUAAAAUGAAGAGAAUGGUUUUUCUUUGAUUAAAGA